Molecule: messenger RNA, 825 nt
Organism: Cotesia congregata
Lineage: Eukaryota; Metazoa; Arthropoda; Insecta; Hymenoptera; Braconidae
Source: the annotation of a GenBank genome assembly
AUGACGACAAAAACUGAAUCUUCAUUCAAUGUUCAGAAGGUACCACUUGCCUCAGAAUUGCUAGUUGCCAAAAAACCAGCUGCAAAGGCAACUCAUCCAAGUACUGCUGACAUGGUUACAACAGCAAUCAGAAUUCUUGACGAGCGUGGAGGAUCAUCUCUUCAUGCUAUCAAGAAGUAUAUUAGUGUUACAUACAUGGUUGAUACUGACAAAAUGGGACCUUUUAUCAAGAAGUUCAUUAAAUCAGCAGUCACUAAAGGAUUAUUGAUACAAACCAAAGGAAUUGGUGCUGCUGGAUCAUUCAAGCUUGCACCCGAGAAAGCAUCCAAAACUAAGAAGAAACUCACGGCUGCCAAGAAACCAACGAAGAAGUCUGCAGGUGAGAAACGUGCCGAAGAAACUGCUGAUGAAGCUCAGUCUCCAGCUAAAAAAAAUACCAAAAAACCAACAGCUAAAGAAGUUGCUAAUGAUGCCCAGUCUCCAGCUAAAAAAGCUACCAAAAAGCAAGCAGCUAAAGAAGUUGCUAAUGAUGCUCAGUCUCCAGCUAAAAAAGCUACUAAGAAACAAGCUGCCAAGAAAACUGAUGAAGCUGAGGCUCCAGGUGAGAAACGUACCAAGAAAACAGCUGAUGAUGCGCAGUCUCCCCCUAAAAAAGUUGUCAAAAAACCAGCAGCUAAGAAAACUGCUGAUGAACCCAAAGCUCCAGUUGAAAAAGCUGCUAAGAAACCCAAGUCUGUUAAAAAGAUCUCUGAUGAAGCCGAGUCUCCAAAGAAGAAAACCGCUGCGUCUCCGAAGACUAAGAAAGCAAUGAAGACAAUUACUUAA